This is a messenger RNA of Punica granatum (pomegranate), 2469 nucleotides long. The record is from RefSeq and is a predicted model, not a curated record. NCBI's taxonomy places the organism in Eukaryota, Viridiplantae, Streptophyta, Magnoliopsida, Myrtales, Lythraceae.
AAAUUCGUACAAUGUCAUACUUCUGCAACCCUAAAGCCAAGCCCUGCUGCUUCGUUGAGUUCGUUCUUGUCUCUGAGACCAUUCCUCCGACCGACAAACGGUGAAGAACCGGCAGGCGUCGCUUUCACUUCAAGGAGCGGACCGAAUCAGCCGGCGGAGAAUAAAGGAGGGAUUAUUCAAACUGAAAGAGGGCAAUUAGGCUGAAAGUUUCUACCUUGAGGAAUUAAUCAUUUCGUGUUUUAGAUGAUCUGAAAAAGAAUACCCUGCACAAGAUAGCACUCUCUUGCUUGCUCGAGGCUUAAGGCAUCUAGAGAGAGGAGUUAGAUGGCGUUUCCAAUAGCAUCGCAAAGUUCUGCAGUGGAAGCUUCUUUUUCUCAUUGUCUGCAUGAUCGCUCUGGCCAACUGGGCCCCAUUCCUGGUAUUGAUAAGAUCUUCAUGAUUAGAGUACCUAGCUUUCUCGCCAAUUGCUCAAUUAGAUGCAACAGUGAUGCGCAGUUUUGCUAUUCAAGCCGGCGCAUUGGCAGUAGUGGAAGAUGUUUUAGUACUUUAUUGCACAGGGUUCAGCAGCAAAGUAUUAGCUUAAAUGAAAUUGAUGCUGCCCAAAAUGUGUGGGUUUCCGAAAGUUACUUAAAUGGUGCGGAGAGAACAACCAGAGAGCAAGGCAAGUCCAGGAUAGGUUCUAGUUCUUCUGACGGUUCUUUUGUUGGAAACAAUGAGGAAACAAACAAUAAUAUUCUUCAAAGCCUGUGCAGCAAAGGAAGAUUAGUACAUGCAGCAAAGCUGGUAGAUGUCAUGGGCCGGCACAACCAAAUUCCUCAUUUUCCUUCCUGCAUAAACUUGAUAAGGGGCCUUAUCAGGAUUGACCGGCUAGAAAAUGCUGCCAAAGUCCUCACGGUAAUGGUUAUGUCUGGUGGGAUUCCAGAUGUCAUCACGUACAAUAUGAUGAUCGGUCGUCUUUGUAAGAGAGGACAACUGAGAGCUGCCAUUGAUCUCUUUGAAGAUAUGAGCUUGAGUGGUUGCUCUCCCGAUGUAAUUUCUUAUAAUACCAUUAUCCGCAGUAUGUUUGAUCAUCGUAAUUAUGAUCAGGCUAUUGGGUUUUGGAAGGACCAAUUGAGGAAGGGCUGCCCUCCCUUUCUAGUCACUUACACCAUCCUAAUUGAGUUAGUCUGCAGACACUGUGGAACUGCACGGGCGGUGGAAGUAUUGGAAGAGAUGGCCAUAGAAGGUUGCCAUCCUGAUAUUGUGACGUACAACUCGUUGGUUAAUUACACAUGCAAGCAGGGCAAGUAUGAUGAUUUAGCUUUAGUGAUUCAUAAUCUAAUCAUUCAUGGGAUGGAGCCCAAUGUUAUAACUUACAACACUCUUCUUCAUUCUCUCUGCACCCGUGGGUGUUUGGAUGAAGUGGACGAGAUUCUUGCAAUCAUGAAUGAGACCUCACGCUUCCCCACAGUUGUGACUUACAAUAUUUUGAUCAAUGGUUUCUGUAAGUUUGGUCUUUUAGAUCGUGCCAUCAAGUUCUACAAUCAAAUGGUUCAGGAAAACCACUUACCUGAUAUUGUAACGCACAACACCCUCUUGGGUGCUCUUUGUAAGGAGGGCAUGGUCAACGAGGCAGUCCAACUGCUACACUUAUUGUGUGGUACGAGCUCUGCUCCCAGCCUGAUUAGUUACAAUAUCCUUAUUGAUGGCUUUGGCAAAACCGGUGAUAUGAAGAAAGCAAUGUCGAUAUAUGAUGAAAUGAUGGAUAAUGGUAUCAAAGCUGAUGAUAUCACCCACCGGUCCAUGUUUUGGGGCUUCUUUCGGGCAAAUCAACUCGAGGAUGCUGUAGACAUUCUGAAGGAGAUGAGUAAAAGGAAUCACAAGAUUGGAGAUGCUGCUUACAGAUCCAUGAUCAAUGAACUCUGUAGAAAUAAGAAAGUUGACAUUGCCAUACCAGUUCUUGAUAUGAUGAUCUCUAGUGAGAAGAAGCCCGAUGGGAUGACUUACUCGACUUUUGUCGACAGCAUAGCUGCAGCAGGUAUGAAGGAAGCAGCUGACGAGUUGCGCCGUGAGCUUAUUGGACGGAAAGUUCUCACUGACAAGAAUAUUACCCAAUGAACAGUGAAGAAACUUAGUCAGAGAUCCCAAGGCAGCCGAUUUCUUCUUUGUUGAUGUACACAGUGUUCUCGAGGUGCUCUCCUGUCUUUCACUUCAUUGUCUUCCCCUUUGGUGUCAUUCUGUUGCUUGUUGCCUCUUUAGCCGUUCAUACAUGUCACUUGAGGAGGUUGAUCAAACAAGAAGCAGAUUCCCCUUGUUUCUGUAUUAGCGCGAAUCAUGACCCAAUGGCAACUGGGCAUUAGAUUCCCAAUGGCAACUGGGCAUUCUCAUGCGUAUGGUGAUCAGAACAGGCAUAUACACGUGCAAGUUCGUCUCUUGGAAAAUUGUAGCUUAGCAUUCUCUUACAAAGAUGGUCACAAAGUUUAAUAAGCU